UUUGCAGGGGUCAAGAACCGGAGUGAGAAAUUAUAUAUUCAAGAAGAAAAUAAAGAUUACAAUUUAAAAAGGCAGGAAAAAGUCAAAGUGAAUGUUGUGUUUAUGGACCUCGAAAACUUCAUUCGUUUAUCAUACAUUUUCUAGACUUUUUUUAAGGUUGGUGGAGAAGCAGCAGUGGUCAUCAGACAAGGGUAGAGUCUAUCCUAAAUCAGACAUGGGCAAACUAUGGCCCUUUUGGCUUUCUAAUCCAGCCAACCAAACACUGGUACAAGGUAUGGUAAGAUGUCCAACCUUCUGUUUCAUGCAGUACAACAAAUCAACUGUAAUUUCUUUUGACGUCUGCUGCCAUUUGAUGUGCCAAAGAGUCAUCAGCGUUCAUAAUAAAAACACUACUUCUGUGAGUACAAAUACCUCCAGUAUGUCCAGUUAGUUCUUUGACAAAUAACAUGCUUUCCACUCAGUUAUUCAUAGCACACAGGAAAUACAGAGUUUUAUAACGCUCCCUCCCUCCUGAUGAUCUACCCAUUCCUACACCCUUGUUGCCAUGAGUACGCAGCAACAAACCACGCAGAGGUUUCUGCUUUAACUACAUGCACAUACACAUGGAACAAUCAGCGGUGAUAAGGAAUGUUUGUUUUUGUCUUCUAAUGAUGAGUAAAACAUUUUAAAUUAGAAUAAUUCUGAGCCAUGGACACCAAACACGACACACCAAAGUUUCCAUGGUACAAAGAGAGACUGCAGACCAAGUGUUUGAAAACAUCUACAAAUACUUGGACAGUGUUCAGUGGUCAGACUUGGUCAGAUGUGAGCCUGGGUAACCUCAGCUCAGCGUCAGUGUUCUCUGUGACUCAGAGUGGAGUCGCACCAGUCUUUUCAAAAGGUUUAAGUCCAAACUACAUCUCUCCUAAAAAGCCUGGAAACAAGGUCAACAAAGGUCACACCUGCGCCUCCAAGCACGAGCGUCAAAGAGAUCAUGUGACCGCAGUGGAGGAAGAACUCAGAAAACAUCCUUUAUCUACGUUCCCUCAUUAUAAGGAUCACAUGACUUCAGAGUUAUUUCUGAGGGUGGCAUCUGUUUUGGACCCCGAUCUGAUAGUAAACAUGUCCUCACUUCCUGCCGCUGAGGUAGAGCAUGAAGAGGAGGUCGACAAGGAAAACUGUACACAGCCAAAAAUCACGUCUGACACCCGACAUCCAAGUCCCAGAAACCCUCAUGUUCUACAAAUGAACAAGGGCUGCAUCAAAAAAAGUUGCAUGGUCAAAGUUAAAGCACAGGUGACUCUGAACGGCCACGAGGACAUGGAAGUGCUGACUAAUGUUUUCAAAAAAUGGUUUGUACCUCAGAGUGAAGACAGGUGUGACUGAAUAAGACUCAUGGGGACAGCUUCACACUAGUGUCCUAGAACAGCCUUCAUCGCCACAUUUCCUAUUCACGUGAGAGACACUCUCCCUCUCAAGUUAAAAAAAAAAAUCAAUUCCUCUUUGUUUAAUACUAAUAAGAAAAUAGCUGACACACACACAAACACACACACACUAAGUGCCACAUCAGAAACAGAAUAUAACCAGACAAUAACCAGGGGAACCAACAAACAAACACAUGACAUGUUGUUAGUCCAGAGACAAACUUAAACACAGGAAAUAGCACUGCACUUAGUCCAUGUAUACACAGCAGUUGAAUACAGGAACUGGUCCCAGACCACACAAAGAAAAAAAAAAUUCUGUUGAGUUUUGCCACAUUGAUUUAGAGUUCAUGUGUAACUGGUUCAUUUAGUUUAAGUCCUGAUGAGAACUUUCUGAGGAUUUGGUUGUAUCAGAUAAGGUAAGGAUGUUUCUGAUAAAAUGAUAUAAAA
This is a messenger RNA of Cynoglossus semilaevis (tongue sole), 1850 nucleotides long. RefSeq names its product family with sequence similarity 47 member E (gene fam47e). The coding region runs from base 688 to 1365 and encodes 225 amino acids. The transcript has 5 exons. Gene Ontology annotation, cellular component: chromatin. The record is from RefSeq and is a predicted model, not a curated record. Lineage: Eukaryota; Metazoa; Chordata; Actinopteri; Pleuronectiformes; Cynoglossidae. Gene Ontology annotation, biological process: transcription initiation-coupled chromatin remodeling.